AUGUCGUCACAGAAAUCCGGCUCUGCUUCAUCAGAAAAGCAGCACAAAAAAGAGCAACAGCAACAAAAGAAAAAAGAGCAACAACAGCAACAACAGCAGACCAAACAAAUGCAUGUCCAGCCGAGACAACCAAGAAAGUUCACACAAGCUGACCUGAAUCGUCUGGUUUUGGAGUAUUUAAAUAAAAAAGGAUACCAUCAGACGGAGGCAACACUCAGAAUUGAAAGCACAAAAAUAUCCGGACCUCAAACGAUACAACUGACACCAGGAAAUGCAAAUUUCGAGAAGCCAAAGGUUGCAACAUCGAGCAGGUCGAAUCUGCAAUAUCAACAGCAACAAUUUGUUGAGGAACAAAACGAGGCCAAACGGCAUCAAUAUGCCGAGGACCCCAAAAUGUUUGGGAGAGCAUACUCGAUUUUCAGGAACUGGUGUGAGAACUCGUUGGAGAUGUAUCGAUACGAAUUGGAUAAGUUCUUGUAUCCACUUUUCAUGUAUCUUUAUCUUUCGUUGAUUGAAAGACACGAGCCCACCGAGGCUAGAAGCUUCUACGAAAAGUUUAAGGCCGACCACGUUUUACAGCACAGCCAGGAGGUUAAAUCGGUUGGUGGAAUUUCGUUACCGGAGCAUAUUGAGCAGAACCAGAUAGCGAAACUUUUCAAUAUGAACAAAUACAGACUACAUGUUUCAGCAACGUCGAUGAACCUUGUUUUGGGUUUUUUGAAUGAGCAUCAAGGAAUCGGUGGAAGUCUAUUAGUGAGAGAGAUCAACGAUCACAUGGCAAUUGUCACGCAGGUGGAAGUUUCUACCAGAGCUCAAGAUGAGUUGGAUGCGAUUGAAAAGAUGGAAGGAAUUCCGGAGAUAUCUCAGUUGCUAAACAGCAGCAAUGGAUUUUCAACCGAUGACAAUGGCAAGAAGGAACACAACAGUACAAGUUUGGAAUUGCUAAAUAGCAAGACAUUGAAACUUGGCAAACUUCCUAACGACCCGGAGUUUUCAAAGGAGCUUGAAGCUGAACUCAAACAGAGAGAUGAAAAUGAGAAGAAGAGCAAUCCAGAGAGUCCGCAGAAAAAGACUUUGAUGGAUGAAUACAAGGAAAAUUUCAAAACAGAACUCACAGCUGAUGGCUCCCCUAGCAAAGAUGUGCUUCCAUUACCACAGAAGACGGCUCUUGACUUGAAGAAAGAGGUGAUCAAGAUUCAGGAUAGCCGCGCUAAGAUUCAUUUAAGCACGGUCCAGGCUCAUCUUCCGAGUGUCUGCAUGUACACUUUCCACAAUACGAAUGACGAGAUGACGUGUGCCGAAUUUAAUGAUGAUUCAACAAUGGUUGCAGGUGGAUUUCAGGACUCAUUUGUUAAGAUAUGGUCAAUCGACGGCAAACCAAUGAGAUCAGUAUUGAAACACGACAAGUAUAACGAUCCUCCUGAUGGUGCUGGGUAUGCAAAUACACGCCGUCUUAUUGGACAUAGUGGGGCAGUCUACGGCUUGGAUUUUUCACCUGAUGGUCACUACUUGCUAUCAGCAUCCGAGGAUAAAACAGUCAGGAUGUGGUCCUUGGACACAUACACAGCGUUAGUUUCGUACAAAGGACACAAUGCACCAGUGUGGGAUGUGAAGUUUUCUCCUCUCGGUCAUUACUUUGCUACAGCUUCCCAUGACCAAACUGCCAGACUCUGGUCAUGUGACCACAUCUAUCCACUCCGUAUUUUUGCAGGUCAUCUCAAUGAUGUUGAUGUGGUCGAUUUUCAUCCAAACUCAACGUACGUUUUUACGGGAUCGAGCGAUCGAACCGUGAGAAUGUGGGAUAUUGCACGUGGAGAGUCUGUUCGUGUUUUUAUCGGUCAUACAAUGCCGAUUAAUGCACUUGCAUGCUCUCCAGACGGCCGUUGGCUUGCUACCGCGGGAGAAGACUCGAUAAUUAACGUUUUUGACAUUGCCUCAGGAAGAAAAUUGAAGUCUAUGCGUGGACAUGGCCGUAGUUCGAUAUACUCACUAGCAUUCAGCCGUGAUGGAUCUGUUCUUCUUAGUGGUGGCUCUGAUAACAGUAUAAGGGUUUGGGAUAUAAAGCGUGGAACUCUUGACAGAGAUAGUCCAAGACCGGAGAAAUUCACGUACGAGUCAGUGAUAAAUGCGAAAAAUGCUGAUGAGACGACUCGGGUGGAUAAUACUGAUUCAGGUUCCAAAAACGAAAGCAACACUUCAAGGGCAGCCGAAGAGUUGAGGAGGAGAAAAGAAAGCAUGUCUACACCAGACCAACUAGCAGUGUACUUCACGAAAAAGACUCCUGUGUACAAGGUUCACUUUACAAGGAGGAAUCUUUGCUUGGCCGCUGGUGUUUUCAUGGGCUGA
Molecule: messenger RNA, 2346 nt
Organism: Brettanomyces bruxellensis
Lineage: Eukaryota; Fungi; Ascomycota; Pichiomycetes; Pichiales; Pichiaceae
Exons: 1
Coding region: 1-2346 (781 amino acids)
Biological process (GO): transcription initiation at RNA polymerase II promoter
Cellular component (GO): transcription factor TFIID complex
Molecular function (GO): protein binding; RNA polymerase II general transcription initiation factor activity
Source: RefSeq, a predicted model, not a curated record